AUGGACGCCUACUCGAAGGACUCGCUGCGCGGCGUCGGCGGCGGAGACGACGGCGAGAAGAAGGUGAAGCGCUCGGAGUCGGGUACUGAGGAGGUGGACCUUACCCUCGGGCUGUCGCUCGGGGGGCGGUUAGGGGCGAAGAGGAGAAGACUCGAGGGGCAUGCCGGGUCCUCAUCGGCGGCGCCGGCGCCACCCGCGCCUGUCGGGACAAACUCAUCGCAGGGGACUGGUUUCCCUCCGAAUGGCGUCGCCGUGGAGCCCUCAGCUUUGCUGCGUGCGACCUUGAACCCUUUCCCUGGGAGCGCCGGCGCCGCUGGGGUCCAGCCGUCGGCGACCCCUUUGAUCAGCAGCAUCAAGCAGGAGCCCGUGGAAGGAACUGCUAGGGCUGAUGGGCGGAGCCUGUCAUCAGCUGUUGUGCCCAGGUCUGUGGGUACAAACGGCGUCAUGCCAACCACUUCUUCUUUAGCAUCAGCGGUGAUGAUGGCCGCAAUCCUUGGUACUAGGGGUGCUUCACAGAGAGCCCUGGCGCGGGAGAUGCCACUGGUGUGGACGAGCGGGCUCCACAAUGGCAUGAGGACUGUAGGCUUUCUGUACCAGUACAGCAGAGUUGACGAGCUGAGGAUCAUGUGUGUGUGCCAUGGUAGCUUCCUCACUCCAGCGGAGUUUGUGGAGCAUGCUGGAGGCGCCCGAGUCGCCAACCCGCUGAGGAGCAUCAUUGUCAAGACCCCGUCUUGGCUUUAG
Triticum turgidum subsp. durum (durum wheat) is the source of this 741-nucleotide messenger RNA. The record is from the annotation of a GenBank genome assembly. Lineage: Eukaryota; Viridiplantae; Streptophyta; Magnoliopsida; Poales; Poaceae.